AUGAAGCUGGACGUCAAGCGCCAGCUCUACGCUCGCAGUGAGCGAGUGAAGGGCAUCGACUUUCACCCCCAAGAGCCAUGGAUCCUGACGACACUCUAUAGCGGACAUGUCUACAUCUGGUCGUACGAGACGCAACAGACUGUAAAGACUUUUGAGCUCACCGAUGUCCCCGUCCGAGCCGGUCGCUUCGUCGCCCGCAAGAACUGGAUCGUCUGCGGUUCCGACGACUUCCAGCUGCGCGUCUACAACUACAACACCUCGGAGAAGAUCACGUCCUUCGAGGCUCACCCCGACUACAUUCGAGCCAUUGUGGUCCACCCCACAUUGCCCUUUGUUCUCACCGCUUCCGAUGACAUGACCAUCAAGCUGUGGGAUUGGGACAAGGGCUGGAAAUGCGUCCAGGUCUUCGAAGGCCACAGCCACUAUGUCAUGGGCCUUGCCAUCAACCCCAAGGACACCAACACCUUUGCCUCGGCCUGCUUGGACCGCACCGUCAAGAUUUGGAGCCUCGGCUCGGGCUCGCCCAACUACACCCUCGAGGCGCACGAGAGCAAGGGCGUCAACCACGUCGACUACUACCCCCACUCCGACAAGCCGUAUCUCCUGACCACGUCGGAUGACCGGACGGUCAAGGUUUGGGACUACACGACAAAGUCUCUCAUCGCCACCCUCGAGGGCCACACCAACAAUGUGUCUUUUGCCUGCUAUCACCCGGAGCUGCCUGUCAUCAUCUCGGGUUCCGAGGACGGCACGAUAAGGGUCUGGCACGCGAACACGUACCGAUUCGAGCAGUCCUUCAACUACAGCCUCGAGAGAGCUUGGUGCGUGUCGUAUCAAAAGGGCAAGCAAGGCGUUGCCGUCGGGUACGACGAUGGCGCCGUCGUGAUCAAGCUUGGACGAGAGGAGCCUGCCGUGUCCAUGGAUGCCUCGGGCAAGCUGAUCUGGGCACGACACAACGAAGUGGUGUCUUCCAUCAUCAAAGGGGAUGCUUCCAUCAAGGACAACGACCCGAUUUCCUUGCCAGCCAAGGACCUGGGGACAUGCGAGGUCUACCCCCAGACGCUCACCCAUUCGCCCAACGGCCGAUUUGUUUCCGUCUGCGGAGACGGCGAAUACAUCAUCUACACGGCCCUGGCCUGGAGGAACAAGGCCUUCGGCUCCGCCCUGGACUUUGUCUGGGCUUCGAAAGAAAACAGCAACGAUUUUGCGAUCCGCGAGUCGCCCAUGAGCGUCAAGGUCUACAAGAACUUUGUCGAAAAGAGCGGCGGGUUGGACGUCGGAUUCCAGGCCGAGGGGCUCAUUGGCGGUGUCCUGCUGGGUGUCACGGGACAGGGCGGCAUCUCCUUCUUCGACUGGAACACUGGCGGCCUGGUCCGAAGAAUCGAGGUCGAGCCGAAGCAGGUGUCUUGGUCGGAGAGCGGCGAGCUGGUGGCCAUAUCUUGCGAGGAUACCUGCUACGUGUUGCGCUUCUCCCGCGACGAGUAUGUGGAAGCCGUGCAGGCUGGCCAGGUGGAGGAAGACGGCGUCGAGGCGGCGUUUGAGGUCAUCACCGAUAUUGCCGAGAGCGUUCGGACGGGCGAAUGGGUUGGCGACUGCUUCAUCUACACAAACAGCGCAAACCGACUGAACUACCUCGUCGGCGACAAGACGUACACCGUGUCUCACUUCGACAAGCCAAUGUACAUCCUCGGAUACAUCCAGCGCGAUUCUCGUAUUUACCUGGCGGACAAGGACGUCAACGUGACGUCGUUUGGCCUGUCGCUGCCCGUUUUGGAGUACCAAACGCUCGUCCUUCGAGAAGACAUGGAGACGGCGGCGGAGCUCUUGCCGUCGAUUCCGGCCGAUCAGCUGAACAAGAUUGCGAGGUUCCUGGAAGGCCAAGGCCACAAGGAGCUGGCGCUGCAGGUGGCGACGGAUCCCGAGCACAAGUUCGACCUGUCGCUUGCCCUGAACCAGCUCGACAUCGCCCUCGGGCUGGCGCGUGAGGCGGAUAUGGAGCAUAAGUGGAAGACGGUCGGCGACGCCGCUCUCGUUGGCUGGGAUGUCGGGCUCGCCGCCGAGUGCUUCACGAACGCCAAAGACCUCGGGUCCCUCCUCCUGCUUCAUUCGUCGACGGGCAACCGAGAGGGGCUCACGAAACUGGCCACGCAAGCGCAGGAGAGCAACGCACACAACGUGGCCUUUUCGUGCUACUGGCUGCUCGCCGACGUGGACAAGUGCACCGAGGUGCUGGCGGGCACCGGUCGUCUCGCCGAGGCGGUACUGUUCGCGCAGACGUACAAGCCCAGCCUGGUGGUCCCGUUGGUGAGGAAAUGGAAAGAGAACUUGGAGAAGGGAAAGCGUGGCCGGAUCGCCAAGCUCAUCGGAGUGCCAGACGAAGACGAAGAUCUGUUUCCCGAGUGGGACGCUUGGCUGACGGCAGAGCACGAGGGUAGCACGACCGGCAAGGCGACGACGGGCUCAGCAGCACACGGAGGCGAGGAGGUCGAGGAGACGGCAGGCAUGGAGGAGACGGCAGAAACUUCGGCACCAUCCGGGGUGGACGAAUCAUCGGCCACGCGAGCCAAGGAACUUGACGAAGACGAGGAGGAGGUAGCGGCCAAGGAAGCGGCCGAAGCAGCGGGAGAGGAGGUGGGAGCGGAAGAAGAAGAAGAGGAGUAA
This is a messenger RNA of Drechmeria coniospora, 2661 nucleotides long. RefSeq names its product coatomer beta' subunit. Gene Ontology annotation, biological process: endoplasmic reticulum to Golgi vesicle-mediated transport; intracellular protein transport; intra-Golgi vesicle-mediated transport. Gene Ontology annotation, cellular component: COPI vesicle coat. Gene Ontology annotation, molecular function: structural molecule activity; protein binding. The record is from RefSeq and is a predicted model, not a curated record. Bases 1 to 2661 code for a protein of 886 amino acids. The transcript is spliced from 6 exons. Lineage: Eukaryota; Fungi; Ascomycota; Sordariomycetes; Hypocreales; Ophiocordycipitaceae.